UAAGAUUUACAAGGCACCACCGGACAAAGUCGGUGGCUCUCCUCGCACCCCCUGCCGUAAUCUGGAGAGGCACGGAGGCUCUAUCGGGGCCGUAAAUAAGGUGGCCGUGUCCGAUAAGGUCGCUAUAAAACCUCUCCUCAAGUGGCCGAGUGGCUCAGUCGAAUUCGAGACAUUAUAGCCAUCAUGCGAUACUUUGCCGUUUGCGCCCUCCUCAUCCUGCCGCUCGUCAGCGGAGGACUCGUGCCCCACCGCCCCGUUAGGCACAUUGCGAUGUACGAGAUCCACCCCAACCACCACAAUCCCCAGAUGGAAGUCAUUGCCCAGAAUAUGCAGGCCAUGUUCCAGAACAUGAUUCCCGACAUUUCGGCCGCCAUUGAUGCCAUGGAUAUUCCGGACAUGUCCGUCCAGGCUGAUGCCGGAGUUCUGCCCGACAUGUCCGUUGCCACCGACGCCGACGAUACCCCCAGGAGGCGCCCUGCCCACUUCAAGGUCGCCCCUUUGACUAGGGUGGCCGCUCCCUGGGUCUCCAAGAUCCCCGACAUGUCUGUCCAGGCCGAUGCCGAUCUUAUCCCAGACAUCUCCGUUGCCAGCGAUGCCGAUGUGACCCCCAAGCGUGCCAGUUUCGCCCUGAAGAAGCCCCUUCUGUCGAAGGUCUCCGGAUCCAUUCCCACUGUCGAUGCUGAUCUGAUCCCUGACAUCUCUGUUGCCUCUGAUGCCGAUGAGACUCACAAGGAGGAGGUUCUUCCCGGUCUGAAGGCUCUGCCCAAGAUUGCCAAGGUUUCUGGUGCAGUUCCUGUCGAUGCCGAUCUGAUCCCUGACAUCUCCGUGGCCUCUGACGCCGAUGAGACCCCCAAGAAGGUGGUUGCUCCCGGUCUGAAGACCCUGCCUGUGCUGUCCAAGGUCUCUGGAAUGGUUCCUGUCGAUGCCGAUCUGAUCCCUGACAUCUCCGUGGCCUCUGAUGCCGAUGAAACCCCCAAGGAGGUGGUUGCUCCCGGUUUGAAGGCCCUGCCCCAGCUCGUCCAGGUUUCCGAGCCCAGGAAGCUGAUCCAGAAGCACUUGCCCGACAUCUCCGUGAAGAGCGAUGCCGACUUCGACCCGAAGCAGACCCUGGCCGCUAUCUUGGCCAAGCUGCAUUAACUGACUUCGGGUUCCACCAGCAGUCCCGUGGCUGAUUAAAUCGAUAAUCAUUCAUAUCUAACCGGUUGUGUGCUUUUGUAUUCUUAAGUUUUUAUAUGAUUGCUAUUAAUCACUUUUCGAGGAGAACGAUGCGCA
This is a messenger RNA of Drosophila ananassae, 1272 nucleotides long. RefSeq lists its product as uncharacterized. Lineage: Eukaryota; Metazoa; Arthropoda; Insecta; Diptera; Drosophilidae. The record is from RefSeq and is a predicted model, not a curated record. Bases 184 to 1137 code for a protein of 317 amino acids. The transcript is spliced from 2 exons.